AUGUCUGACAGAAUAAAAAUCACCUCCCCCAGCACCUCAGUCUUAGACUCCAUCUCACACGGUUGGGAGACAGUCAACAACAACAACAACCAACCCACAACCCCCUCUGCAUCCAGGGUUGGAUCUGACUCUGAUGUCCCCACCGUCGAACACAUCGAAGAUAUUGCUACUUACACCGGCGAUUUCAACGAGGAAGAGGAACACGCCGUCAUCUCAGGCCCACUUGCUGAACGGCUCGUUUCUGAGCCUAUUACCAUUCCUCCCGCUGCUGCUGCGGCUGUUGCCUCUGAAGCUGUUACUGAGGAUGCUGAAGCUGACACUAAAGUUGAAAAUUAUGAUGGCGAUGCGGAUGCGUAUGCGGCACUGCACUUCUGGAAGAACGAGGCUGUGGGUGGUUUUCGUGGUGCAGCUGCUGGAAAGCGUCCUGGUGUUUCGGAGGGAGAGUAUUCUCAAGCUAGUUUGUUGGCUGAGAAAGUUUUUGAGAGCAGGUUACAGCGUAUGCAGGAUAUUAUGGGGAUGUAUGAGGCUAGGCGGAAGGAGUACGAUCCCGAGCAGAACAAAAAAGAAGACGAGUACUGGAGCAAGUACAUGGCCGGUAGCCCUAGCACUAUCCUCGAACCUUACUCCCCCGGCGUCGAGGACUCUGGUGCCCCCGCCCGUCGUCACUUGAACUCUGCCCGUGAGGGUACUGUUAGUGCUGGUGCUAAUUCCAUUGUCAGUGCUCCUACUCUUUCUACUUUGUCUCCUAUUUGUGCUCGUGCGAGACGCCAGAGCCCUGCUAGUGUCAGCAACGCUGAUGUCUCCCUCCCUACGCCCGCGCCUGCCCGCCCAACACAAGAGAGGCCUUCACAUGAGGUUAGUGCCAGUCCCACUGGUACCGCCAUCCCCAUCCUGUCUCCUGUCUCAUCAAGGUGCCAGAGCUUCACCCAUGAUGCUAGCUCCAGCAACAUUGGCGUUGGCAUUUCCAUCCCUUUUCCAUCCCCCCACUCGUCUCCCGCUCGCACAAAGACAUCGAACAGCGAAGCCUACGGAAAAGCACUCGCUUCUUUCAACGCUCUCUGCCAGAGCUUCCACGAGUGUGUUCAGCUCCAGGAACGUGAGAAUAUGAACGCUGCUUCUAACGAAGCCAGCAGCUCCAACGAUGUCAACGUCAAUAUCAAUAUCAAUAUUAACAUCAAUGGUCACCGGAACGGCAAUACCAGCAUCAAUGUCAACGGUACUGGGACCGAUACUGAGACUGAUACCGACUUCCCCUGCGACAACACCCGCAAUAACGAGCCGGACCAGGAGUACGAUGCUGACGGCGAAUCCUCCGACCCUCUUGCUCUGGACACGAUUAUUCCGAACGAACGAGCCAAUCCGAGCUCUCCUGAGCCUGAAGCUGAUAGUGGUUACGAAGAGGGUAACUGA
Molecule: messenger RNA, 1410 nt
Organism: Aspergillus ruber CBS 135680
Lineage: Eukaryota; Fungi; Ascomycota; Eurotiomycetes; Eurotiales; Aspergillaceae
Exons: 2
Coding region: 1-1410 (469 amino acids)
Source: RefSeq, a predicted model, not a curated record